AUGCUCCGCACAGCAUUAGUCCGCGCCGCCGUCGUGGCCUCUCGCGCAGGGGCCGCUCGCCCCGUCGCCCGGAAAGCCGCCGUGAUGUCUCCCAGAGCCGUGUUCGCGCCCGCCCCCAGGCUGGCUGCCGUGCGCGCUGUGCGCAUGUACUCCUCCGACUCCGGGAACGGGCUCGCGAAGCAAGACGUCGAGGCACGGAUCAUGGGUAUCCUGCACGGGUUUGAAAAGGUCAACGACACGAGUAAAAUCAGUCCGACGUCCCACUUCUCGAACGAUCUCGGCCUAGACAGCCUGGAUACGGUGGAGGUUGUCAUGGCGAUAGAGGAGGAAUUCAGCAUCGAGAUACCCGACAAGGACGCUGAUGCUAUCCACAGUGUUAACCAGGCUGUCGAGUACAUCCUGAGCCAGCCGAAUGCGAACUAA
This is a messenger RNA of Durotheca rogersii, 423 nucleotides long. Its product is annotated as acyl carrier protein. The coding region runs from base 1 to 423 and encodes 140 amino acids. The transcript has 5 exons. The record is from RefSeq and is a predicted model, not a curated record. NCBI's taxonomy places the organism in Eukaryota, Fungi, Ascomycota, Sordariomycetes, Xylariales, Xylariaceae. Gene Ontology annotation, cellular component: mitochondrion. Gene Ontology annotation, molecular function: acyl carrier activity; acyl binding. Gene Ontology annotation, biological process: fatty acid biosynthetic process.